AGUCACAUGACCCGUAAAGAAUAACCAGGCUCGAAAUCGAAAGAGUUUCCUCGAAUUAGACCAACUAUAACAUAAGUUGACUGUUUUCUGCGUCACAGCAGAAAUCGAGAGAUUUUUCAAGAUGAACGAUAAAACUAAGCGCUACAACCUGAGCGACUCUACAAUCCGAUUUGUGGACGAAGAGGAUCAGUUUGACUUUCUGUGUGAAGGUUUUGGUUCCCCAAGAGCCCGGAUGUCCUGCGGACAUGUGGUGACCCCGAUGUCCCUCACAAAGUGGUGCGAGGAAUUGCUCAAACAGGGAAAAUCCAGGUUUGUGUGCGGUCAGUUUGGCUGUAAUGCUGAGUGGCCUUAUCAGGAGGUUUGCAAAAUGGCCUUGCUGACCCCUGAAGAAAUGAAGAACUUUGAGACGACCAUGGCCCAGAAUGCUGCCGCCCAAGAUUCUAACGCAAAGUUUUGUCCGGGCUGCAUGACUCCUGUGACCAGAGGAAGCAGCUCAAACCUCUAUGUCUGCUGCCAAGUGUGUUCAGCAAAGACCGGACGCAGCUUUGGGUUCUGCUGGCAGUGUCUGAGGGAGUGGAAAGGUCAACAGCCUCGAUCCGACCGCUGCGAAAACGACGACUGCCACAAUUCUGCCCUGAAGACGCUGAGAGAAUGUCCAGAAGUCCAAAUUGAGCUAUCGGGAGGAAUCAAAGGGUGUUCGUCGGUCCGUGCCUGUCCCACCUGCGGCUCACUGCUGCAGCACACUGGGAAUGGAUGCAAAGACGUUUUAUGUCCCCGAUGUAAGAUGGAGUUUUGCUUUUGCUGCCUAAAGAGUGCUGAUGAAUGUAUGACAGAUGACUUUGAUAUUUGUGGUAUUGCCCCCAGACAGACGUCUAUUCCUACGUGGAAUGGACAUACUAUUCCACAUAGGAUUGAAGGUCUAUUCCACCUCCAUAGACGUCUAUUCCGCUUCCGUUCUAUAGGAAUGGAAACCGAUUCCUAUGUGGAAUACGAAUAGAUGUCUAUUCUAUUCUAUGUCGAUGAUGUGAUGUAUUCAUGAUGAUACAUCACAUCAUGAUGUGAUACAUGAUCUACCACUGUUUUUUAUUUACCUGCUUGUUCUUGCUAUUCAUGUAUAAUCUUUAAAAUCCAACUUUUGCAACAAUUUGAAUAAUCUUUGUACUCUGCUUACUACAAAGUAGGUUCCAAAUAAAUCUUGUCAUGUUGUAAAA
Molecule: messenger RNA, 1211 nt
Organism: Xiphophorus couchianus (Monterrey platyfish)
Lineage: Eukaryota; Metazoa; Chordata; Actinopteri; Cyprinodontiformes; Poeciliidae
Product: probable E3 ubiquitin-protein ligase RNF144A-A
Exons: 4
Coding region: 122-997 (291 amino acids)
Source: RefSeq, a predicted model, not a curated record